CAAACGUUGGAUUUGUUCACGGGAGUUCUCCGCUUGCUUUUUGGUCUGCCGGAUCGGAUUUAUCAAGCCAAUCAUGAGCUCGUUUGAAAGCACCGUUUCCGUGUCUUUGAAGGACUUUUGUACUCAACUGCGCCGGAUUAUUUUAAUCUGACAUGUCAAGAAAUGUGGAGGUUUAUCUGAGCUUGUCAUCUCCAUCGCAACCGAGGUGUGACCAUCGUGGCGGUUGUGCUUUCAACUGUGUGCGCUCGAGUGGAGGUGAGCAUGCAGGAGACGGUGGAGGUGUACCUGGGUGACUCGGCCCACAUCCCCUGCCAGUACAACUUCAGCCAAGCGGACAGCCUUCCAGAAUUCGUCAUGUUCCAGUGGUUUGUGAAAGACCGGGUCAGCAGCUCCCGCAUGCGCAUCUACUAUGUCGAUGAGAACGACGACGUGGCGGACGAGGGCACUGAGUUCAGCGCUCGCAUCCGGGUGGUCGUGGACCGGCGUGCCACUCGCCUCACCGUCCAGGAAGUGCAGCUGUCCGACGAGCGGGACUUCAUCUGCCAGGUGAACGGCGUGUCGGCCGGCGCCGCCGAGAGCAAGACACACCUCAGGGUCUUUGCUCCUCCGGAGGCUCCGCUCAUCCAGGGUGUCCUAGCCGGGAUAAGCGUUAAUGCCGAGGCGCCAUCCGAGGUGGCCACCUGCGAGACCCGCAACGGUUUUCCCAAGGCCAACAUCAGCUGGUACAAGGAUAAGAUGCCUCUGGUGCCUUUGGUGGGACGUGUGAAUGUGCGGACUGUCUACACGGUGGAGUCGAGCGGCUUGUACUCGGUGCACAGCACGCUGGAGUACCGGGUGCUCAAGGAGGACAAGGAUGCCAACUUCUCCUGCGAGGUCAGCUUCUCGGUGCCCAGCGCCAUCAGGACCGUUGAGUCCGCCGCUGUCGGCGUUACCAUUCACUACCCAGCCACCAUGGUGGAGCUGUGGAGGGAGUCACCCAAGGGCUUGAUCAAGGAGGGCGACACUGUGUUGCUGCGUUGCCACGGCGAUGGCAACCCCUCACCGACCUUCAAUUUCAGCAGAGAACGAGAGCCUGGUGCGGAGGAGGACUUGGACAGUAACGGCAACGUCCUGAUGCUGUGGGCGGUGUCACGCACGGACCGUGGCCUCUACCGCUGUCAACCCCAGGACAGCACCAAGCUCAAAGGAGAGGUGGAGCUCAAAGUGCAUUACCUGGACCCCGCCGUGGUGGUGCCUAAAGAAGCUGAGGCCAUGUUCAAAGGGGAAGAUCUGACCGCAUCGUGCAACGCUCUGUGCUCCCUGAAAACAUCGACUGUCUGGUACAAGGGCGGCCAGAUAGUAGGUGUGGGAAACACGCUCCGUCUCCAGGACGCCACCUACGAGACGGCCGGAGAGUACGUGUGCGAGGUGAGCGUUCCCGACUUGCCCACCUUGCACACCAGCGGCUCCAUCCACAUCGUCGUCCACGGCGCUCCGCAGUUAGUGGGCGAGGAACGGGAGGUGCACCUGGACGAGGCGCUAGGCAGGACGCUCAACCUGAGUUGCGAGGCCCGCGGCCACCCUGCGCCCACCAUUGCGUGGAUUUUCGACGGCGGCCCGGUGACUCACCGCUGCUUUUGCUGCUGCCGCGACAGCAGCGGGCCGCUGACCUGCGCUUUGCCAACGCAGAUGUGGCGCGAGGUGUUAAGCGAGUCCGGUGACCACGCUACCCGCAGCGUGGUGAGUGUCGCUGUCAACUCGGACAUUGGCGUCGCAUGCAACGCCUCCAAUCGCUUCGGUGCUGACGUCAGAGCUUUUAGCAUCAAAGCCGUUCCUCUGGUCACCUCCGGCGUGCCCUUCUCUUCUGCGGAGGGGGGCCGCGUGAUCAUCGUGGUGGUACUCCCGUGCCUACUGUUGCUGGCUGUCCUGGGCAGUGCGCUCUACUUCCUGCACAAGAAGGGCAAGAUCCCGUGCGGGCGCUCGGGAAAGCAGGACAUCUCCCAGGAGAAGAGCGCCAAAGAUGACAUUGUGCUGGAGAUGAAGAACAACGCAGAGGCCAAGACCGAGGACACGGUGCUCCUCAAGGCUGUCAAUGUCGACAAAAACGGCACAAACGGACAGUGAAGGUAUCGGCGGUGGAGGAGCUCAUCAGCAGAGACUCCAAUCACACAGUCCUGUCAUCAGACAUUCUACACACACGCACGCACACACACACACACGCACACAGAACAAAAACACAACACAAACACAUGGUUUGAGUCAGUGUUUUUUAUUUUGUAAAAGUACUGUUUGCUGUUUGUUUCAUUAUCGCUUUGCUGUCAAAGUGUACAUAUGGUCUACAUAUUUUGUUAUUUAAGAUACACAUUCACACAACUGCUGUUUCUCCUUUUCCCACUUCGUAAAUAUGCUAGUGGUCUGUUGCUGGGCAAAUUUCAAAGAGGUUAGCAAGCUGCUUUGCCUGGUUUUGUUCAUUCUGGAGACUUCUGCGGGAUACACUGAAUAUGUCGCAGUUUUAUAAUGUGUGUUUUUUUUACCUGUUUGGCAUGUUGUUCAUACGUGUGCUCACAUUGAUAUAACCGUGAGCCGAGACAGUUACAGUACUUUCGAAGUGAACAUUUCAAAUCCCGCUGGGCCCGUGUUGUGAGUGACAUCUAGCGUUUUUAUAUUUGGGGGACUUUUCAGGAACAGUUUUUUUGUUUAUUUGUUUUGUGUUGUGCUCUGCUGAGUUAGGGAAGACUCCGCACCACAUUUUUGUAAAUGAACACUUUUUCUUUUUUACUUUCUUUUUUCAAAAAAAAGUGUGUAAAUUAACAUGUGAUUCGUUGAUGCUUGUGUUUUAUUAAACAAUGUUUUUGCAAGAAAAUGCCAAUUAAAAAGUUUGUUAAUAUA
Molecule: messenger RNA, 2868 nt
Organism: Syngnathus typhle (broad-nosed pipefish)
Lineage: Eukaryota; Metazoa; Chordata; Actinopteri; Syngnathiformes; Syngnathidae
Gene: mcama
Product: melanoma cell adhesion molecule a
Exons: 15
Coding region: 262-2103 (613 amino acids)
Source: RefSeq, a predicted model, not a curated record